AUGGCGAUGCUACCCCAGGGCAUCUACGCCCGCAAGUUAUUCGACAUAACUUGGGCAGAUGUGUUCCGCGGGGUCUAUUACUCCCUGGCGUCAGGGUUCUCCAGCGCCCAUGACCAGGAGGAGGCCAUCGAGAACCUCGAGGAGCUAUGGGCCCCAACACAGACUCUCGUGACCAUGAGUGUGCGAUCGGCUUUUGAUUUAUUUCUACAAGCAUGCGAAUUCCCGCCGGGCAGCGAGAUUCUCAUCUCAGCCGUGACCAUCCCCCACAUGGUUUCCAUCAUCCGUCUUCACGGCCUAGUCCCAGUACCGAUCGACCUCCAGCCAGAUGCGACCGUAUCAGUCGAGGACGUGCUGCCGUUAAUACGGCCCCAAACUACAGCCAUUCUCAUUGCCCAUCUUUUCGGGCAGCGCCAAUCCUUAGCUGCUCUGGGUGAGCUCGCACAGCAUCACAAUCUGAUGCUCAUAGAAGACUGUGCUCAAGCGUUCUGCGGGCUGGAUUUCAAGGGUAGUCCCGAGGCUUCCGUCUCCAUGUUCAGUUUCGGACCAAUCAAGACAAACACUUCCCUCGCAGGUGGUAUUGCGACUGUGCGAGUCCCACAGCUCCUCGAUGCCAUGAGAGGGAUACAGUCUGGCUAUGCCAACUAUCGAGAUACCGACUAUCUCAAGAGGAUACUCAAAUAUGCCGCAUUCAAGGCGGUCGUCUCAAGCCCUCUCUGCUACGGUGGGUUGAUAUCCAUUCUACAACGAAGAGGCAUAAACCACCAUCAAUUCAUCACCAGAGCAAGUCACAGCCUAGCCAGCGGUGAUUUCCUGCAGCAAAUCCGCCUCAGCCCAUCGCCGGGCCUUGUCCGACUACUGAAUCACCGAAUUUCACACUUCGACGCCUCAGCGCUUGAGCGACGUGCUUCGCGGAUUGCAGACAUCGCUGAUAUGCUACCCCCCUCCAUGCAGCCCAUCGGCUACAAUGCUUCUUUGAGGGGUAAGCGUUCGAAUCACCACUACUGGCUCUGCCCUAUACGUGUGCAGAAUCCGGAUGUUGUUUUAGGUGAUCUAUUAUGUGCUGGAUUUGAUGCUGCAGCUGGCAAUGCAACCCUCAUCGUUGUUCCGGGACAAGAACAUCCCAGUGCGAAGGGUGAUAGUGACGAAGGCAGCGUCUCAGAGGCCUCAAAAGCGAAAAGUAUGAUGGAAGAUGUGAUUUACUUGCCCAUCGACAACCAUUUCGAUCAACUCGCCACUAAGAGACUGAUCAACACACUCGCCAAUGUAGAAAGUCGGGUUGAGAAAGCUUGA
Clonostachys rhizophaga is the source of this 1290-nucleotide messenger RNA. Lineage: Eukaryota; Fungi; Ascomycota; Sordariomycetes; Hypocreales; Bionectriaceae. The record is from the annotation of a GenBank genome assembly.